AUGCCACCCCCAGGUGCAAAGCCUUGUCCCAAUGCUCUGCAGUCGUCGUUACUGGACUUCGACGAAGCUACGCAGACUCAGACUCAGGCCCAUCCCCUCAUCUACAUCCAGGUCAGCGACGCCGAGCGCUUUCUCUCGCCGAUCCUGCCGGGCCACGAGGCGUACAGCGCGCACAUGGCCGGCACCUACAGAGUUCCCGGUGGUGGGUUGAACUCGCAGGCUGGGACAAUCGAAGUCAUUGAUACCCUGCUCAGCAAAUACGUCACGGCCAGUGGCUUGAAGGACAUUGAACAAGCGACGGCUGAGGUCAAGAAGGCCGCGAACGACCUGAAGGGACGGGGGCUUUUUGAGCUCGACAAUUGGUCGAUCCGUUCCCACGGCCGGAAUGGGAAGAAUCUGAGACCUGCCCCACGAAAGGAUCUAGAUCGCGAACAGAGCGUGCUGCGAGUUCCAAGCAGCAGAAGCUGCUCAUCUGUCCAGGGCGAGGAGGACAUCAAGAAGGCCAUGCGGCUUGGUAAGAAGGGCGAGCGCAUCUGCUGA
Molecule: messenger RNA, 540 nt
Organism: Fonsecaea erecta
Lineage: Eukaryota; Fungi; Ascomycota; Eurotiomycetes; Chaetothyriales; Herpotrichiellaceae
Exons: 2
Coding region: 1-540 (179 amino acids)
Source: RefSeq, a predicted model, not a curated record